This is a messenger RNA of Hippocampus comes (tiger tail seahorse), 2025 nucleotides long. It is a transcript of the gene alg9, whose product is annotated as ALG9 alpha-1,2-mannosyltransferase. Gene Ontology annotation, cellular component: endoplasmic reticulum membrane. The transcript has 15 exons. Gene Ontology annotation, biological process: protein N-linked glycosylation. Gene Ontology annotation, molecular function: alpha-1,2-mannosyltransferase activity. The coding region runs from base 73 to 1914 and encodes 613 amino acids. The record is from RefSeq and is a predicted model, not a curated record. Lineage: Eukaryota; Metazoa; Chordata; Actinopteri; Syngnathiformes; Syngnathidae.
GACUCGUAGGACGCCCGUCGAGCAUGGACGGAAAUGAACGAAGGGUGACUCGGAGGAGGCUCGUCGUUAAACAUGGCGGCCAAGGCGCUACGUCAGCGAAGCAGAAGAGGCAGCAGACAAGAUGCGAACAAUGUUAACGUCUCCACAGAGGCUCGGAUGUCGAAAGAGGAGAAAGGGGGUGAAGACAGUAAGGACACAGAGACUAGGCAAGAGUCAAUAAGUCGUGGUGGGCAAGUAUGGGCCCCGGAAGGUUCGACUGCGUUUAAAUGUCUGCUGUCGGCACGCUUCUGCGCAGCGUUGCUGAGUAACAUCUCCGACUGCGAUGAGACCUUCAACUACUGGGAGCCUAUGCACUACCUGCUUUAUGGCACAGGGAUGCAAACGUGGGAAUACUCGCCAUUGUAUGCCAUCAGAUCCUAUGCUUACUUGUGGCUUCACGCUCUCCCGGCCUGUUUGCACGCCCAUGUGCUGCAGACAAGCAAGGUGUUGGUGUUCUACUUUGUGCGAUGUGUCCUCGCGUUCUGCUGCUGCGCCUGUGAGCUCUAUUUCUACAAGGCUGUUUGUAAGAAAUUUGGUUUGCACGUUGGCCGCCUGAUGCUGGCUUUUCUCGUCCUGAGCACCGGAAUGUUCUGCUCAUCUGCAGCAUUCCUGCCUUCCUCCUUCUGCAUGUACACGACGAUGGUCGCCAUGACCGGGUGGUUCCAAGACUCUAUGCCGUUAGCCAUUGCGGGCGUGGCCGCCGGCACCAUCGUUGGCUGGCCUUUCUCGGCUCUGAUCGGGGUGCCGAUUGCUUUUGACCUGCUUGUAAUAAAGAGGCAGUGGAAGAGUUUUAUCACCUGGUCCGCUGUUGCUCUGCUGCUGCUGCUGGGUCCCUUGGUGGCAGUGGACUCUUUGUUUUAUGGCAAGCUGGUGGUUGCCCCUCUCAAUAUUCUACUGUAUAAUGUCUUCACAUCACAUGGGCCCGAUUUGUAUGGUACGGAGCCGUGGCACUUCUACUUUGUGAACGGGAUCCUGAACUUCAACCUGGUCUUUGUUCUGGCGCUCUUUUCCCUGCCGCUCACUGGUCUCAUGGAGACGCUUCUGCAUAAGUUCAAUGUGCAGAACCUGGGCCGUCCCUACUGCUUGACCCUGGCCCCCAUGUACUUGUGGAUGUUGGUUUUCUUCACCCGGCCUCACAAAGAAGAGCGCUUUCUCUUUCCCAUCUACCCCCUCAUCUGCCUCAGCGGGGCCGUGGCCCUCUCGUCCCUCCAGAAAUGCUACCACUUCCUGUUUCAGCGCUACCGACUAGAUCACUACACGGUCUCCUCCAAUUGGCUGGCGUUUAGUGCAGUUGUGGUCUUUGCCGUGGUGUCGCUCUCUCGCUCCGUCGCCCUCUUCAGAGGUUACCACGCCCCCCUGGACCUAUACCCCGAGUUCCUCCGCAUCGCCAAGGACACGACCCUGCACACGGUCCCCGAAGGGAGACCGGUUAGCGUGUGUGUGGGCAAGGAGUGGUACCGCUUCCCGAGCAGCUUCCUUCUUCCUCACAACUGGCAACUACACUUCAUCCAAAGUGAUUUCAAAGGUCAACUCCCCAAGCCGUACGCCUCAGGCCCUCGAGCCACGCAGCUCAUACCUGCUGAUAUGAACGACCAAAAUCUGGAGGAACCCAGCAGAUAUGUGGACAUCCGGCACUGCCACUACCUGGUAGACCUCCACACGGAAGAAGAAACGCCACGUGAGCCGCGCUACGCAGCCAACAAAGAAGAGUGGAACAUCAUUGCCUAUAAGCCUUUUCUCCAAGCUUCCAGGUCCUCUCCGAUCUUCCGAGCGUUUUAUAUCCCGUUCCUCUCUGACCACCACACCACCUACAGACGCUACGUCAUCUUGAAAUCACGGCGGCAAAAGCAGCCGCGUACGCGCGGCCACGGCUGAUCUUGGAACCCGCUUCGCUCCGAUACGACAGCAUCCUUUCCCUUUGACUUGACACAGCUGCCGUGUGUGUGUGUGCGUGUUUUGAAAUAUUCAUCUGAAGGAAUGAAGAUA